AACACUCUUUCUACACAAAUUGAUAUAUCUUUAAUGUUUCUCAACAAAUGUGCUUUGUUUCUGCAAGGUAUUUCAAUGAAGAUCUUCCAUGUCUUUCGAAAAACAUGAAAUAUUGUGCAGUGUGUUUGUGUUUUAUUUUGCUGUUCAAAAUUGCACUUGGGAUUAGAGGCUUUUCAAAUUACCUCAGAUGUACUAACGAGGCUGCUUUACCGGUCAGAGAUCGAGACCUAGAGUGUGAGCGGAAGGCAGAGGAAGGAUCGUGUGACUUUUUUGACUGUUAUGAAGCACGAUUCCCUUGUAGAAGAUGUGGCUUCGCAGCCAAUCCAGAACGUAAUUUCUGUAGGAGGUUCUUCAAUCCUAAUAAUUACAGAAAUUUUGACGUGCAGGGCCAGCAGUGGAUUAGGUCUGCCCACCUUUGUCUUACACGGAUCAUGCUUUCUCUGUAUGUCCAGAACACGGUCAGUUGUGCGGUCAGUAAACGGAUAAUGAUGAACGCUGUAUCCAAUUGCUACCUGGGGAACUCUGAACUGUCCUUUUGCGAUAUGUUCGAGACCAAUCAGUUUGCAUUUUUCCGGUUGUAUGACAUCAGGAAUAUGCAUGAAAUGAUAAGAGCUAAUGAGGAAAUGAGUGAACUCAGACAAACUUGUGAAAUAACUGACCAGGUCGUACCGGUGUCUCCAAUACAUAAAUGAUCAGCUACAAUGAGAGGACAAGCUAGUGAAGGAACACUGUCUUGUGUUGGCGGUGUGUUAUAUAUACAAAUGUGGAGUGUGCAUUAAAAACCUGACUUAUUGGUCAUCGGACAGAAGAGUGCGCUCCAUGAAUGGUCAAUGACUAUGUGUUUUUCUGUACAUGGACAUUGUUUGACAAAAAAUAGGUGCAGAUUUAUACGGGUCAAACCUGUUGUAAAUAUCUUGUAAAAUGUAUAAUAAUGUUUAUAAUUAGGUCAAACACCAGCCAUCAUGUAAAUUCUCAUCAGCAGGUUUAUUACAAACAGUUUCCUUCCGUUCUGAUCAGUCAAAGUAUCAGAGCUUAUUUUCUAUUUCCAAUUUUAAUUUCAUUUUCGCUCUUUAAUGGUGAUAAUGAAAAUAAGGUCAACUUUUUUUUCAAAAACGUGGGGAAAAAAAUUGAAUAUCAAUAAACCAGACAUUGUGCAAAGAACUGUAACUGGGGUAUAUAUAGUGAUAACAGGCUAAAAGAAAUACAGAUAGACUUCACUAUGUUGUUAUUUUGUAUUGAUUGUUUUUCUUGUUGUUUCAUUUUCGUAUCAUAUCACCAUUUAGAUAAUUUAUACUCGAAAUGUGAUUUUUAUUAGAAAGCAACUUUGAAGACAAAUAUUUACAAUAAGACCGCCGAAAAAGCAUAAUGACCAAGUGUUCCAGAAGAGUAAGCGUUUUAUGCCUCAUCGACAACUGAUAAUUGAUACUCGAAAUGUGAUUUUUGUAAAUAAGCAAUUUCUCCGAAUUCUUCUACUACAUGCACAAAUAUUUUACAUAUCGUUAUGAGGAUAGUCUUGUACAUAUCUAUAUUCAGACAGCAAAUCUCGCAAAAUUCACCAACGUGGAAUCUAUCGCCUCCUCACAGAUCCAUGGCUUCUUUUUCACAAUGUCUUCUGAAUACUUUGUCCUACCUUGAUCCUGCUAAAGUAGGGUGCACUUUGGGAGAGUUGGCUUGUUUUCACUCGAGCUUUCAAUUUCAGCCACAACAUAUCAAACGGGUUGGGGGGCAAUCUGUGACCCUGCAGAGCGUAGUCCGUUCGGUAAUGGUGGGCAUGAAGUGAAAACACAGAUUUUAUUCGCAUGUUUUGUCUGCUUAUUUGUAUAUAUACUGUAUGUAUGUUAUAUUUAAGUGUGAGGAUGUAUACCUCGACACUGUAAACAGAGAAAUCACUUGUAACUGAUGUGUACGCACAAAUUUGUUUACGUUUAUUUAUGAAAAAUAUAGGUUAAAAUGAUACACUUUUUAUGUGUUCAUGUUGUAUGUAAUCAUGGUUCGAAUAUUGUCCUAUCUUUUUUACAUGUAUUUUUGUAUUUUUUUCACCAUUCAACUCAAACGCACAAAAGAAUAUCUUUUGACAAAGUGUAAAUAUAGAUAUAUUGUUUAGAUAUAUAUGUGUGUGUAUAUAUUUACAAUGUUUUCCGCAAUACGUGGAAAGAUUUAAUGAGAUGUUAUGUAAAUCAAGAAAGCCAGUAUUUCAGGGGAUUUUGAAGGUCAAUAUAUUCGUUGUAUAUAUGUGUACUUUUACUGAUACAGAAAUAAAACAUUGUCAUCGGAA
Messenger RNA from Ylistrum balloti, 2275 nucleotides. RefSeq lists its product as uncharacterized. The record is from RefSeq and is a predicted model, not a curated record. Bases 48 to 692 code for a protein of 214 amino acids. The transcript is spliced from 4 exons. Lineage: Eukaryota; Metazoa; Mollusca; Bivalvia; Pectinida; Pectinidae.